Rhagoletis pomonella (apple maggot) is the source of this 1298-nucleotide messenger RNA. It is a transcript of the gene APC7, whose product is annotated as anaphase-promoting complex subunit 7. Gene Ontology annotation, biological process: cell division. Gene Ontology annotation, molecular function: protein binding. NCBI's taxonomy places the organism in Eukaryota, Metazoa, Arthropoda, Insecta, Diptera, Tephritidae. The record is from RefSeq and is a predicted model, not a curated record.
CAAGUGCUUUGCCAAAGCACAUCGAUUGGCUGAGCAGCUGGAUAAAGGCACACGCUCAGUUGUACGGACGCGACCAUUUGGAGGCAUCAAAGACAUUUCAAGCGAUCAACGAUAACACAAAGUUUCACCAAAACUAUUAUCUACUUGCAUUGAUAGGCAAAACCCUCUAUUACUAUGGGCGAUACAUUCAGGCGCAACAGUAUCUGGAGACUGCCGUUAUGGUUAACCCUCACAGCACGGAAGCCAUCAUGCCUCUAGCCGUGGUCUAUGAAUACAAUCAAAAAUUUUCUCAGUUGGAUAAACUAUCUACUCACAUAAGCAACAUAAAAGAACUUAAUUCCGAUCAUUGGUUUGUUGUUGCUGAGAAUUGCUAUGCCGCAGGUCAAAUUGAGAAAGCAAUUUCAUUUGCAAAGAAAGCAAUAGAGUUAAAUGAGCGCAACGUUGAGGCACAAUUGCUACGAGGACGUAUAUGUCUACAGCUAAAACAGCGGCAGGAAGCGAUUUCGUAUUUUCGCGCUGCUCAAUGUAUAGCCGGUUAUCGAUUUGAAGUCUAUAAGGGUCUCUAUCAUUGCUAUGUAGGCAUGAAGCGUCGAGACGAGGCACAGGCUAUGUGUGCUUUAGCUGUACGUUAUUUCCGCAAUUCGCCUCGUAGUUAUGUGAUGUUUGCACGCGUGUUACUACACUCUAAUAACCCGCUUGCCAAGAAAAGCGCUAAAAAAUUCCUAGCUAAAGCGCUGGAAAUCGAUGAGCAUUAUUCGGUGGCUGUGGCGCUUAUGGCAGACGUAUGUCAGGCAAAUGGGGAGACGCAAGAAGCUAGCGCUAUGCUUAAAAAGCAAGUAAUGACCUUUCCUAAUCACUCAUACUUCAGCAUGUUGGGUGAUUUGCGCCGUACCCUAAGAGAUUUGGAUGGCGCACUUGAAUAUUAUACGAUUGCUUUGAGCAUUGAGCCUAACGACCGCCGCGCUUUGAAAGGUGUCAAUGCAUUGACUCGCGGGGGUGACAAACAGGAUCAAGACACUUCGUUAAUGCUGUCUCGCAUGCGCGAUGAAGAAUGGCAAAUUGAUGAUGAAGCAGAAGAAUCGUCCUCGCAUGACGAUGAUGAUUCAGAUACGUAUUCCGAUCCUUUCUGGCAAGAUUUGGAAUCUGAAGUGAUCAAUUAAAGUUUUAAGGAGCGAGGUUUGUAGUUACCUUUUUUUUCAUUAUGCUAAAGUAGUUAGUAGUUAUAAGCUCUGGGAGGCCUAAGGCGGAAAAACCCAUUCGUAUUAAAUACCUUGGUAAUUUAAACACAAAAUCUUUAA